AUGUACACCAAGUUAGCGACUGUCGUUCUCGCCGUUGCUCAGGGCUUGGCAUUCGCCAACGCUCAGCAAGUGGGCAAAGAGCAAGCUGAGAACCACCCCAAGAUGACCUGGCAGAAGUGUACUGCCCCUGGCCGCUGCUCCAAUGUAAACGGAGAGGUCGUUCUUGACUCAAACUGGCGUUGGUUGCAUGAUAAGAACGGCUACACCAACUGCUACACUGGAAACUCGUGGAACGAGACGAUCUGUUCCGACGGCAAGAAGUGUGCCGAAAACUGCGCUCUAGAUGGCGCUGAGUACUCCAAAACAUAUGGAGUUACGACCAGCGGCAAUGCACUGACUCUCAAAUUCUCCACAACUCAUGAGUUUGGCACCAACAUUGGUUCCCGUAUGUAUUUGAUGGAGUCCGCCUCAAAGUAUCAAAUGUUCAAUUUGCUGGGUAACGAAUUCGCCUUCGAUGUUGAGCUCUCUUCUUUGGCUUGCGGCCUCAACGGCGCCCUAUACUUUGUGUCCAUGGACGCCGAUGGUGGCAUGAAGAAAUUCCCUAGUAACAAGGCAGGCGCCAAGUAUGGUACCGGUUAUUGCGACUCACAGUGCGCUCGUGACCUCAAGUUCAUCAACGGCAUCGCCAACGUCGAAGGUUGGAACACGGGUUCUGACGAGAACACUGGCAUUGGAAAACUCGGUGCCUGCUGCGCUGAAAUGGAUAUUUGGGAGGCGAACUCAAUCUCAACUGCCUUCACUCCUCACCCAUGCAGAAACAAUGAGUAUCACUCCUGCGAGGGAAUCAACUGUGGAGGUACCUACUCUGAGGAGCGCUACAACGGCGACUGCGAUCCUGACGGCUGCGAUUACAACCCUUACCGCCAUGGACACGUUGACUUCUACGGCAAAGGAGCCACCGUAGACACUUCCAAGAAGUUCACCGUCGUCACUCAGUUCCAUGGCUCUGGAUCUAACCUUGAAGAGAUCAGCAUGUACUUCAUUCAAAACGGCCAGAAGAUCGAGAUGCCAGAAUCCGUACACGUUCCAGGAUUUAAUUCUAUCUCAACUGAAUUCUGUGAUGCCGUCAAGGGCGUCUUUGGCGACAGCGGCAAGUUCCAGGAAGUUGGUGGGCUGCCUCAGAUGGCUGGUGCCUUAUCCAAGCCCAUGGUGCUUGUUAUGUCGCUUUGGGAUGAUGCUUUUGCCAACAUGCUUUGGCUUGAUUCCGCAUACCCUCUCGAUCGUGAUGAAUCCGAGCCUGGUGUUGCUCGUGGAUCGUGUGCUCGCGACUCUGGCAAGCCAGAUGACGUUCGUGCCAGUGCAAAGAAUGCAAAGGUCACGUUCUCCAACAUCAAGUUUGGACCUGUUGGUUCUACCUACUGA
Colletotrichum truncatum is the source of this 1362-nucleotide messenger RNA. RefSeq names its product cellulose -beta-cellobiosidase. The record is from RefSeq and is a predicted model, not a curated record. NCBI's taxonomy places the organism in Eukaryota, Fungi, Ascomycota, Sordariomycetes, Glomerellales, Glomerellaceae. Gene Ontology annotation, biological process: carbohydrate metabolic process. Gene Ontology annotation, molecular function: hydrolase activity, hydrolyzing O-glycosyl compounds.